GCUAAGAGUGUAUGAGUGCAUCUUUAAGGAUUGCAGCCACACUCUAGUUCCACCAGGUUUUGUCUCCCCAGCAGUCAUGAUCCUAAGUAUUGCCCUCAUUUGGGCCAUAGUAGUUGGGCUCUGUUGUUGUCUUUGGCUUAUCACAGGAAUACGCAGAAGACAGCCUGGGGAGCCUCCAGUAGAAAAUGGCUGGAUCCCUUACCUUGGCUGUGCUCUUCAGUUUGGCGCAAACCCUUUGGAGUUUCUUCGCAGCAGACAGAAGAAAUAUGGUCACAUUUUUACAUGCAAGAUCGCUGGGCAGUAUGUUCAUUUUCUUUGUGAUCCAUUCUCCUACCACGCCGUCAUCCGCCAAGGAAGGCAUCUUGACUGGAAGAAAUUUCACUUUGAUGCCUCUGCAAAGGCAUUUGGUCACGAGAGCAUGGAUCCCAGCCACGGUUACACCACUGAAAAUCUGCAUCAGACAUUCCUAAAGACCCUGCAAGGGGAUGCCUUGUCUUCUCUUAUUGAGACCAUGAUGGAAAACCUUCAGAGCACCAUGUUGCAGUCAGGCAUGCUGAAGGCUGAAACUUCCAAGUGGCAGAGCGAUGGUAUUUUUGCCUUCUGCUACAAGAUCAUGUUUGAAGCAGGCUACCUGACCCUCUUUGGAAAGGAAUUGGAUGGGGACCAGAGCAUUGCACGUCAGCAAGCCCAAAAAGCUCUGGUGCUUAAUGCUCUGGAGAACUUUAAAGAAUUUGAUAAGAUCUUUCCUGCUCUGAUCGCUGGUCUCCCCAUUCACGUUUUCAAGAGUGCCUACAGUGCUCGCGAGAACCUCGCCAAGACUAUGCUCCACGAGAACCUCAGCAAGCGUACCAAUGUGUCUGACCUCGUAUCCUUGCGCAUGCUCUUGAAUGACACAUUAUCUUCCUUCAAUGAGCUGAGCAAAGCCAGGACCCAUGUGGCCAUACUGUGGGCUUCACAAGCCAACACUUUGCCUGCAACCUUCUGGACCCUGUUCUAUAUGAUCAGGUGCCCUGCGGCCAUGAAAGCUGCUAGCGAGGAAGUGAGGCAAAUGUUUGAAAGUUCUUAUCAGAAAGUAGAUCCAACUAAUUCUAGACUUGUACUAACAAGAGAACAGUUGGACAACAUGCCAGUUCUAGACAGUAUCAUUAAAGAGGCGAUGAGACUGUCCAGUGCGUCCCUGAAUGUGAGAAUGGCCAAGAGUGAUUUCCUUCUUCACCUGGACAACAAAGAGUCUUACCACAUCCGCAAAGAUGAUGUAAUAGCUCUGUACCCUCCGAUGAUCCACUUUGAUCCUGAGAUCUAUGACGAUCCUCUGACAUACAAGUAUGAUAGAUACCUUGAUGAGAAUGGGCAGGAGAAGACCAGCUUUUACAGAAACGGACGCAAACUUCGUUACUACUACAUGCCUUUCGGCUCUGGGGUGACCAAGUGUCCGGGCCGUUUCUUUGCUGUGCACGAGAUUAAGCAGUUUCUGUCUCUUUUACUAGCAUACUUUGAGAUGGAACUUUUGGACUCUGAUGUGAAAGAACCACCGUUGGACCAGUCUCGUGCUGGACUGGGUGUUUUGCAGCCCACCUAUGAUGUUGACUUUAGAUAUAGACUCAAAUCUCACUAAGGAUCUCACACUUAUUUAUUGACUGUUGACAAACUGUAAAUAAUGUAUAUUUUGCGUCAUGUCCAAGUAGACAAAUGUGUUCUUUCUAUUCAACUUGAUUAGAGAGACAUUUUAGGAAGUUUGAAAGGAACUUUAGAGCUCUCCUUUUAAAAUUUUCAGUAACAUUUACUGCACUUAUGCUAUGUGUAUUCAUAGUAUUCUUCUCAGUAGGCCUACUUAAACUACUAUCUGGCAGUAUUCAAAAUAUGAUAUUGUACAUUGCUUAGAAAAUGUAAUCACCCACAUCCUCUUUCGCCGGCUGCUCACCAUUUUUGUAAAAUGAUAUGUGCUUUGUGAAUUUUAUUUUGAAUAUACAUAGUGAUUUUUUACCAAAAA
Megalobrama amblycephala (Wuchang bream) is the source of this 1990-nucleotide messenger RNA. RefSeq names its product cytochrome P450 7A1 (gene cyp7a1). The record is from RefSeq and is a predicted model, not a curated record. Bases 77 to 1615 code for a protein of 512 amino acids. NCBI's taxonomy places the organism in Eukaryota, Metazoa, Chordata, Actinopteri, Cypriniformes, Xenocyprididae. Gene Ontology annotation, molecular function: heme binding; iron ion binding; cholesterol 7-alpha-monooxygenase activity. Gene Ontology annotation, biological process: cellular response to glucose stimulus; cholesterol catabolic process; bile acid biosynthetic process. The transcript is spliced from 6 exons.